Molecule: messenger RNA, 1604 nt
Organism: Engraulis encrasicolus (European anchovy)
Lineage: Eukaryota; Metazoa; Chordata; Actinopteri; Clupeiformes; Engraulidae
Product: inositol monophosphatase 1-like
Exons: 9
Coding region: 94-954 (286 amino acids)
Biological process (GO): phosphatidylinositol phosphate biosynthetic process; signal transduction; inositol metabolic process
Molecular function (GO): inositol monophosphate 1-phosphatase activity
Source: RefSeq, a predicted model, not a curated record
CAACUACAUCAGCAACUGGUUACAUCUCCUCCGAGGAUUUCCAGCAUCACUUUGGUGUCUUACCAACCACACACAUCCUCUUUCUGCAUCAUCAUGGCUGAAUGGACCGAGUGCAUGAACUUUGGCAUGGCCAUUGCCAGAGAGGCCAGGGAGGUGAUUCUGGAGGCUUUUAGGAACAAAAAAGACGUGAUGCUGAAGAGUUCCCUGGCUGAUCUGGUGACGGAGACGGACCAGAGGGUGGAGAAGAUGCUGAUCUCCUCUAUCAGGCAGAAAUACCCAACGCACAAGUUCAUCGGUGAGGAGUCCGUGGCCGCAGGUGAGAAACUGGAACUGACCGACGCUCCCACCUGGAUCAUAGACCCCAUCGAUGGCACCGUCAACUUUGUACAUAGGUUUCCUUUUGUUGCUAUUUCAAUCGCUUUUGCUGUGAAUAAGCAGACAGAGUUUGGGAUUGUUUACAGCGUUGUGGAGGACAAGAUGUACCGGGCGCAGAGGGGCAGGGGAGCCUUCGUCAACGAUGUGCCACUACAAACCACUGGUCAGGAGGACAUCACUAAGUGCCUGGUGGUGACUGAGAUAGGGGCUGAGAGAGAUGACUUAUCCCUGUGUACCAUGACCACUAACAUCAUGAACCUGCUCAGGAUCCCCAUUCAGGGUAUCCGUGCGGUGGGCACGGCGGCGGUGGACAUGGUGUUUGUGGCGACGGGUGGAGCGGACGCCUACUACCACAUCGGCAUGCACUGCUGGGACAUCGCCGCAUCCGCCAUCAUAGUGCAGGAGGCCGGUGGAGUGGUGCUCGACCUAGACGGCAACACGUUUGACAUGAUGUCGAGGAAGGUGAUUGCAGCCAGCAGCAUGCCAGUCGCCCUGCGCAUUGCCCAGACGGUGAGGGCCUUCCCUGUCGUCCGGGACGACGAAGACCCCAACAAAUCCACUGCUUCCAAUGGCCAGUAAUGACGAAGACGAAGCAAAAACAAUAGUUUUAUGGAAAUGCCUGUCCUUAGUGUUGAUUUGAUACUUUGCAUUUUAAAAAAGUCUCCCUCAAGUGGAUACACUAUGACUAGGAUUUUAAAACACAGGGCUUAUUUCCCUUUUUCCUUUUGAGUUAUUGAUGUAAAAUCACAACAUGCUCAAUGUUGUAUUUUGUUAAUACAUGACAAAAUGUGAAAAGUGAAACGCACAAAUGGGGCUAGAGUCCGAUUUACACACUGCUCAUGUUUUUUAUUUGUUUUUUUUUGGCACUUAAGGUGUCCGUAAAAAAUCAUGACAUUUUGAUAUGAUUACUUUUUCAUACCCCCUUUUGAGUACUUCGAUGAAACCUCACAUGGUAUAAUAAGCUGACAAUAAACACUGAAAAUAACUAAAUAAAUGAUGUUGUACCAAUGAAUUUCUUGGAAUACUGCAGUACAAAAACUAGCCACAAGGUGGUGCUAGAGAAGUCUGUCAAUUUACUUUUCACUCAACCAGGGAAUCAGUACAAAAACUAGCCACAAGGUGGUUGUCGAAGUCUGUCAAUUUACUUCUCACUCAACCAGUGAAUCACCUUCUGAACAGUGGAACUUCAGCAGUCUGGAUUAAAUAAACUCCUAAUGUUAACAUCUUUA